UGUUUUGUGAUAACAUCAAAACCCUCAUUUAACUCAAUUAAAUUAAGGUUCGGAUAAUAAUUAAAGUAAUCGAAUUGAAAAAACUAGAUAACAAUCUUAAUAUUUUGUACUGGACUUUAAACUGUGUUAUUUGGCCUUGUUUUUAAUACGCUAAAAGAAACGAAUUAAAAGUGCGUAGACGAAUUUCAAAAUGAGUGUACACUGUCAAAUCAAGUUAUACAAAACCGAUGAUGACGUCGUUCGACCCGGAAGCAUGGUCUCUGGAAUAUUGAAAUAUAAUAUAGAAGAAGAAACGUUUGACAAACUUCUAAAGUUCCAAUCUGGAAAGAGAUUCAAGAAGGAUAUCACUGUUGGACUGCAUGUACGACCAAGGUUGGAUAGACAACCAGCAACAUCCGUAAAGUGCAAAAGUCUGUUUCAAGAAAUAUCGGGUAACCAAGGCUCUGUAUACGUAACAGCGUUGAUAGAAAGUUCUGUUUUGGCCCCUGGAGAGAAAAUAAAAAUUACUUACACUGUUCUUAACGAAACCGAUUUGAUGCUUAAUGGAGCAGUGGCAAAAUUAAUAGAAGUGCUCACUUUCAGGCCUUAUAGACCUUUGUUGAAAACGAAGUGUUACAAAAACGUGAACGUAAUACCUAGAACAUCCAUCAUUUAUCCUAGAGAAACGUUCACCAGGCUUGUGGAAAUUAUUAUUCCAGAAGACUGUUCAGGUACUUUGGAGUAUUCCAGUCUGGUUGUAAAGCAUUAUUGGGUGCAUAUUGUAGUCGAGACGCCGUUUCCUCAGUCUGACAUUAUUGUUAAAGUUCCUAUUCGGAUUGUGAAUUUUGAGACCAGUUCAUCUUCUACCUCAAGCAGCUCUACUAGUACACCCAGGUACGACAGAGAUGCACCUCCGUCCUAUUGGGAAACCAUGGGAGAUGAUGCUUUUGAUGGGGACAGUGACAAUAACAGCGGUUCGGACUCCAAUCAGUAACAC
Molecule: messenger RNA, 976 nt
Organism: Hyposmocoma kahamanoa
Lineage: Eukaryota; Metazoa; Arthropoda; Insecta; Lepidoptera; Cosmopterigidae
Exons: 2
Coding region: 191-973 (260 amino acids)
Source: RefSeq, a predicted model, not a curated record